ACUGUGGCAGAAGAGGAUGAAAAUUGUGAAACAAGCGUAAACCAAACUAAUGUAUUUGAAACUCCUCCAAUCCUUCGGUUGAAUCCUGAGGCUCUUUCUGCAAUAACGAAUAGAAAACAAAGUCGAAAAAAUCUACAAAAAUCAUAAGAAAGGAGUAUUCUUUGGGAUGAAGAGGAAGAAAAAGAGCCGGUAGAUGAGGAAUAUAACUUUUACAUGUCUUGCUUAGAUGAAAUUGAAAACUUGAAGAACCAAGAUGCAGCAGUUAAAGAUGAAAUUGAAAACUUGAAGAACCAAGAUGCAGCAGUUAAAGAUGAAAUUGAAAACUUGAAGAACCAAGUUGCAGCAGCUAAAGAUGAAAUUGAAAACUUGAAGAACCAAGAUGCAGCAGUUAAAGAUGAAAUUGAAAACUUGAAGAACCAAGAUGCAGCAGUUAAAGAUGAAAUUGAAAACUUGAAGAACCAAGUUGCAGCAGUUGCAGCAGCUAUAGGGAAAUUCGGGUUUCUGCUCCAGUGUGGACAGCAAGCUCCGAUUACGUUUUCUGAAGCUUUCCCGAAUGAGGUCUUAAGUUCUGGACGGAAGAUUGGAGAAGGAGUGUUUGGAGAGGUUUUCAUGCUGGAAAGACCAGGUGAAGGGAGAUCUGUUAUCAAAAUAAUACCAAUUGAAGGUGCCCAAAUGGUCAACGGCUCGGUGCAGAAACGCUAUGAUGAGGUUCUCUCUGAACUUAUUAUAACUGACUUCAGUAGUAAGGGAGAAUACUGUCCUUGGAGGUUCGUCAUCACGGGAGAUCUUCACAAUGAUGUCACAAUUGAGGAUUAA
Molecule: messenger RNA, 816 nt
Organism: Macrosteles quadrilineatus (aster leafhopper)
Lineage: Eukaryota; Metazoa; Arthropoda; Insecta; Hemiptera; Cicadellidae
Exons: 5
Coding region: 214-816 (200 amino acids)
Biological process (GO): mitotic cell cycle; intracellular signal transduction
Cellular component (GO): cytoplasm; nucleus
Molecular function (GO): histone H3T3 kinase activity; ATP binding
Source: RefSeq, a predicted model, not a curated record